UACCACCGGCAGAAUUUGUGUAGGUGUUGCAUAAGAAAGUUCGAGGAUUCUGUUUACGUUAUUUGUAAAUUCAGUAUUUUUGUGUACACGAUUAUUCCUCACUGUAAUAGGAGAAAAUUUCUCAGAAAAUCGCCGUCGUAAAAAAGUGCGACGUCUGUUUUGUUUUUAGUGAAGUGACAAGUGUGUGUAAUGUGGAGUGGCGUCACGUUAUAAGUUUUCAGGAAGAUGCCUAAGCGGAAGUCUCAGCCCAAGAAAAAUGCAGCUGACUCACAAGUCCAGUUACUGUGGAAUAAAACAGUUGUUUACAGCCCAGAUCCAUUCAGAGGAGCUGGCACUUCACAGGCACGGAGGGAACAGCUUGUUAACAGUGACAUUAGUGAUACCGAUGACUCUUCUGGUGAAGAAGGCAGUAAUGAGCAUGAUAGUGACUCGGAAUUGUCUAUUGUUGAAGAGAGAGAAAGUAGGGCUCAGAGAUCCAGUCGAGAUAACAACUCGACUGAUUCAGACACUGUGAUAAUUGAUGAAAUUAACUCUUCCAGUAAUGCCGAACUUGAUGUGAUAGUUAUUGAGGAUGAAUCAGGUGGAACUCCUCCACCAGGUCGAACUCCUCCAGAACUGAUUGUCAUAGACGACUAUCCAUCUCAUAAGAGAAGAAGAGUGCGUGAAAAGUCACGUUUCUCCAAGGGUCCCUUUUCAGUUCUGAAUGAGUAUGCAUCUGACUGUUCUUUUUAUUUAACGUUAAAAACUGAGCCACCCACAGAAGCAGCAUUCAUAGGUAGUGUUGUGAUUGAAGGAGUUACAUUUGAAAAAGUGGAGAAGGCUUCUUUCAUAAGACUGUAUAUAAGUGAAUUUCCUGGUAGAAGCUUUUUGUAUAUUAAAAAUAAGGUUUCAGAAGAUUAUUGCAUAAUUACUCAAAUUUUGGAUAUCACUCUUUUUUCAGGUCUGAGGAGCCGAGUAUUUCAUCUUGUAGCAGAGUGUGCUCCAGAACAUAAGCACAUGCUUGUACGUGUGUUCAUGAACACAAAUGCACCAUCUAGCUCCAAAGUAGAAUUACGCAAUAGAAAUUCUGUUCUUCAGUAUUUUUAUGGUGUUGAGCAUCCAGUGUACGAAGAUGUGGAAACUGAAGCAAAUGAUCCACAAAUACUUUUCAACGCUAUUAAGAAAUAUCACCAGGCUGCAGGCUCUGUUACUAGUUCGGUCGAUGUUCAGCACCCGUCGUUAGUGCCACAACUUCGUUCUUACCAACAGGAUGCCGUGAAAUGGAUGUUAGCUAGAGAAAACCAACAACAAGUAGAAGAUGAUCUGCAUUGUUUGUACACAGAAAUUAAGAACUCGAUUGGAGAAGAAUUAUUUUAUAACAGAUUUAGUGGUGAAAUAAGAAAGGAAAAACCUUUGGCAGAUGUUCUUCCUACAGGGGGCAUACUGGCUGAUGAAAUGGGGUUAGGAAAGACAGUUGAAGUCCUCGCCUGUAUUCUUGCAAAUGUGCGGCCUUUGGAAGACAUAAAACUGGAAACUGAUUUCAAGGCUACAGUUGAACCGAUUGAAAACACUGAAACCAUCAUAAGCACUAGUUCUGGUGGUCCCCAGUCUCCACAGCUAACUGUGGACUGUGUCCAAGAGACCGUCGAAAUUGUGACAGAAAAAACAGAAACUAUGGAAGUUCCCACAAAGACUGAGAUUAAGUCUGAGGUGCCUACAGAUAGCACGUAUGAGCUCAGUGGGAAAGUGAAGCAAGAAUCAAGCUAUGAAAUGGAUGUUGAAGUAGAUAUUAAACUUCAGGCAGAAAUUUUCAGUAAGCAUGAGGGCAAAGUAAGGAAAAGGAAAGAAAACUCUAGAAAGUCUAAGGCACAGACUAAAAAAACAUACAGAGAUAGAAACACACAGAAUGAAUCGCGUGACAGUGGUACAGUGGAAGACCACAUUUGGGAGACAAUUGAACAUGUUAUCUCAUUCUACUGUCAUGGCACUGACAGAAAACUUCGAAAACCUAGGCCAAAGAAUCUCUUAAGGUUAUCUCUGCAAAGACUCUAUGAACAGAAACUGGCAGAAAUGACUAGACGUCCACAGUUUGUGCCUCUGGCACGGCUCACUGUUCAGUGUGUAUGCGGUGCAGAAUCACCGAACAAGGCAAAGGUGUGCUGCUCACGUUGUGGACAGUGGCAGCAUAUGAAAUGCGUUGGUCUGUCUGCAAAGGAGAAGGGUCUCUACCAUUGUCCACAGUGCUGGCAGUUAAAGGAACCACUUAAAUCAGGAGCUACAUUGAUUGUAGCACCAGCCUCUAUUAGCUGCCAGUGGGUUGAAGAAGUUGGUAAACACAUCAGUGACAAAAGUUUCAGUGUUCUGGUUUACAGAGGAGUUACCAAGGGAUUUGUCCAGCCAUACAUUUUAGCUCGGAGUAAAGUUGUUCUGACAACGUAUGAAACUUUGAGGCGUGAACUUGUAUAUGUGGAAAUGAAUAAUGACUCGGCCAGAUUGCGGCAUGCCAAGCGGUUUUAUGCUCCGCCAUCUCCUCUCACGUGCAUUGAAUGGUGGAGAAUAUGUUUGGAUGAAGCCCAGAUGGUGGAAUCUCACUCGAGUAAGACUGCAGAAACAGCACGCCACCUUUUGGCCGUUCAUCGAUGGGCAAUAACGGGAACCCCUAUACAGAAGUCAGUGCAAGACUUGUUUGGUCUUCUGCAGUUUUUGGAAGUUGAGCCAUUUACUGUUCUAUCAAAUUGGAUGUAUGCUCUGUACAAGCCAUAUUGUCUUGGUGACUAUGAACCACUUCAUAAACUGAUGUGUAAAAUAAUGUGGCGCACUAUGAAAUGGGAUGUAUUGACUCAGCUUGGUGUGCCAGAGCAGACAGAAAAGAUUCAUUGGCUACACUUCGCACCCAUUGAAGAGCAUUUCUAUAGAAUACAGCACAUUCUCUGUUCACAUCAGUUCCUGAAUAAAGUUCAUCAAUUUGCAGACAAAAACAUCAAGUUAAAAGACAUUGACAGGCACAGGUUGUCCAGGUUAUUAUCACCUCUUCUUUCACUUAGAAAAGCUUGUACACAUCACCUAGUUGUGAAAGAUUUUGCACCAGACAAGAAAACAAUGUCCCUGGAAGAAUUACAGACAGCACUAAUUAAAAAGACGAAGAAUGAAUGUGAAGAAUUUCUUCGUCAGUAUAUUGCUGCAUUAAAUGGCCUGGCUGCCAUAUUCAUAAUUUGUAAUACAUGGCUGAAAGCUGUGGAUGUCUAUGACCGCGUUCUGAAGUUGAAUGAUGAAUUUAAGGGAAAGCUGAGUGUUGAUUCUCUUCAGAUGAUCCACACAUUACAUAACUUCGCAGAAAUUUUGGAACAGCAUCAGCAUGUUAGCUCUCUCAAUCUGACAUGUGAAGAUUUACGUGCUCAGUGCAAGACUGUUGAAGAGGAAUACAUAAGUAAAAGAGACUCUCAGGGUGAGGCAGCUUAUGAACAGCUUGAUUCACUGUCUAAAGACGUGGAGGAAUGUGCCAAGGAUUUAUCAAUGGCCAGGGGUGAAUGGUGGGAAGUUCUUAUACAAUACGUUAUUGUAGAAGGGCAUGAAGAUGAGUUUGUUAGUCGUGUGAGGAAUGAUCUUGUUGAUAAAAUGACCAAAUUUGAAGCAAAAUCAGUGCUGGAAAGGCUGAAGACAUUAAAAAGCAUUGAAUAUCAACUGUGCAGAUGGGAUGAAGAACUAAAUGAUCUUAGGAAGAAUUGUCUUAAGAGGCUAGAAUCACUGAAAGUAUCUCCAGUACCAAAACUAGUGAAUGAAAGUGUUGAAUGUCAUUUACGCAGUUAUUCAGCCAACAAGAAGAAGUGUUCUCUUUGUGUUUGUGAAAAUCUUAUAAAAACAUAUGAGACUAAAUUAUUUGCUGUCCAUACAAAAGAUGAAAGACACUCAUUGGUUGGACAAUGCCUUGUUCUUGGCAAGGCAGUACAAACUUCAUGGCAGUGGUCUCAAAUGGAGCAAGUAUUGAGAUCUAUACUGACACACAUUCGAGCAGACAGAUUUAAUGUUCCAGAGAAGAAGUCAUUGUUCAAAGAAGCAAACAAGCAUCUAAGACUGUUAGAUGCUAUGAAGAAAGAAUUCAGACAACUGAGAGUAGCAUGGAUGCGUUUAUUUGAUAUUGUUGCUGUGCAAGAUGAAACUAACAUGGCGAGGCUGCGGCUGAGAGUGCGUUAUCCUGCAGAGCCCCUACCAGCCCCUCAGAAGCGAAAUCUGGUCGGGCAGCUGAGCUCUAACAUUGUUAACAAAGUAGAAACAAUUCACAUCAUUGAAGAGUAUGAGGUGCAGUCACAUGCUGUCCGCCUAGAGGCAGAUCGUGCAAUAGCUUCAGCCGGGCUUCGAAAGAAAUUUGGAAUGCUUCAGUAUUUGGAAAAUCUUAACAAAGAUCCUGACCCAUGUCCUAUUUGCCACUGCAAGCUUGAGAAAAAGUGGAGUGUACUUCUCUGUGGCCAUUACUAUUGUAUGGACUGUAUACAAACGAUGUUGAAGAUCAGCGUAACCUCUGUCACGACAACAGUAAAAUGUGCCGUUUGCAGAGAAACAACACGGUGCAUUGAUAUUUCCUUUGUUAAUCUGGAAACUGAGGACAUAACUGGCUAUGAUGCAGAUGUCAAAAUUUUAGGCUCCCAUUCAAAGAAGGUAGAAGCAAUUGUAAAAACAAUGCUUAUCAUAAAGAAGGAAGACCCAGAAGCAAAGGCUCUCAUAUUCUCUGGGUGGGAGAAGCUACUGGAGAUAUUGAGAACAGCACUAGUCAUGAAUGGAAUAAGUGUCCGACAGUUACAAUCAGGAAACCGAUUUCAGCAGUGCCUAGCAGAUUUCAAGAACAAGGAUUUACGAGUGGAUGCACUCCUCCUCCCUGUCCGUUCCGGUGCCAAAGGUCUUAAUCUUACAGAGGCCACACACGUUUUAUUGGUGGAACCAAUUCUAAACCCUGCAGACGAGUUGCAAGCUAUUGGUCGCGUGCAUCGUAUCGGGCAAAAAAAGAAAACUACGGUUCAUCGGUUUUUGAUACGAGGAACCGUUGAAGAGAGGAUAUAUGAAGCUAUGCAUAGUGGUGCCAAAGACUGGAGUGAUGACAGUAUUACUUUGAAUCAUCUUAUGGGGCUUUUCACUGAUGCUGAAGGUGCUGCAGCUGCUACAUCUGCAGCUGCUCCAUCUGUUGUCACUUUAGAUGAUGGUAAUGAUAGUCAGUCAAACAUAGUUCAAAUGAACAAUAAUGCUCCUAACUCUGCCCAUGGAUUUUCACACGAAAGGUAUGAGCAUGAACGGGAGACUGAACAAGUAGCUUCUUCACUACGGGAUACACCGUCAACAAGUGCUUUGUCACAGUCGGCAGAAAUGUUUCAGGAUGUUGUUCAAGAACAUGUCACUGAUUUACAGUGUGCAGGUAGCAGUAACAAUAGUGCUGGUGUAAAUGUUGAUACUGGAACUAUGUUGGAUGUUGAUGAGAUAAACAGUUAUAAUCCUAUACCUGGAACCUCCCGUGACACAGGUCACCAUUUAGUGCAAAGUACAGUGGACAUUGUAAUGCCAGUUGGAAGUGUGCCAUCAACAAAUGACUCAUCAAUGGAAGAGGAAGGUAGUGCUUUGCAAGGUCUUGUUGAUGGCAUUUGAAGUGCAGCAGAAAGCACUUUGUUCCUUUAGUGAAUGAUUGUUGAACAAUCUUUCUACAAUCAUUUUGUAACUUGCGGUUGUGUCUGAGAUAUGUGUUAGAGUGUAAGAAGCAAUUUGGAACUGAGUGUCAGGAAUUUCUUACAUUGCUACUUACUUUUGAUUAGUAACACAUGCAUUUUUAUAUAAUUUAUCAAUAACCUUUUGAACUCUGGCUCAAAAAUGUUGUGUGUAUGGGGAGGGAGGGGGGGGGGGGAGAGAGAGAGAGAGAGAGAGAGAGAGAGAGAGAGAGAGAGAGAGAGAGAGAGAGAGAGAGACUAUGUACAUGCACAAGCCAGUGUUGAUGUAGGUGGAAAGAUUAAUGUGAUAUUGUCAGAAUUUUAUUGACUGUCACCUCUCCAAAGCAAGAGAGAUUAAGAUGUGUAAAACACUGUAUUGUCCAAAACAAACUUAGGAAUUAUACCACAAAGCACAGGUAACAUUUUUGGAAAUGUUAUGUCUAACAUAUAAAAAUCUUCAAAUUUUUACCUUCAAACUGUUAUCAAUUGCAGACAUUUCUAUUGCCUGUAUCAGUUAGAGCAUGUUGAUCAGUUUGACAGGAAUUUAUCAGUGCUCCAUAUAUUCUAUAUAAUUUAACAGUCCUCUCGUAACAGCUUCUUAUUCAGGUUUAAUACCCUGAUGACAUAUUUUCGACUAGUUAUUGAUACAAAGAGUUGCAUUUUGCUCACUCUUGAUGUGCAAAUUGAUACCUAUAAAGGCUUCGCGCAAGAAUGUAAAGAAGUGAUGAAGUUUUGCAUUGGUACAGAAAACAGCAGCAUGUUAACAAUGUUGUAUCAGUAUGGAGCCUUUUAAGUAUUGGAAGCAAUAUUUAAAAUUUUAUAGAUUCAAGCAGAUGAUCUUUCAUAAAGUUGCAUCACUAUUAUUGUUACAGUUUUCAACUCAUUAUUUCUUUGUUUAGUGUGUUCCAGCAUCAUUUUGAAAAAAAUAAACAUUUUAUUCUGAAAAUGAAUUUCUAUUGCCAUGUAUUUAUUGAGGAAAAAUUCAGUUAUAAAUGGGAGAAGACAUGUAUAAUAAUCAGUCUUACUGCAUCCACUGCCAAUGUUCACUGCCAGUACUUUGUAAUGUUUAAUGUAAAGCAGUCUUUGUAUCGAGUUAAGAAAAUCUGUAUAAAUAAUGGUGAUACCUUAUUGUACAAUCAGUAUGUGAGAGCAGUUUCAAUGGUUUUUUAGAAGUACAUGUAAAUUUGCAUAAAAUGGUCAUUAAAAAUGUAAGUUGCAAAAACUGGUUUGACACAUAGUAGAAUGAACUUUUAAUUUUUUCUUUAUAAAUUAUAAAUUUGGAUGUUAUAGCUGACAUAAAUCGGCAGGAAAAAUGGAUAAUAAUCGGCAUUUGUGUAUGUGAUAGAAUCAUCUACUGGCAACUUUUGCACUGGCACAAGUCUCUCACUCAUGUCACAAGAGUAAUUUUUGUAAAGACUGAAAGCAUUUUAUAUAACUGUAGCAAGUUAAAAUGUGACAAUGUAUCCAAUAUGUGCACACUGUGUUAUCUGGCAUAUAUCAUGCAGUAGUUUUUUUUUAUUUUUUAAGGAGAAAAAAGUUCAUUUAUUGGUCAGUUGUGAUAAAUUGUGUAAAAGAAAUCAUAAAAUGCCUUCAGAAAUGUUAAAAUAAAAAUUAUGUUUUCCCCUUCAUUUCCACAGAAAUUAUUUUUUACAGGUUGUUGUCUCAUUUUAACAGUUUAUUUGCCACAGUUCGUCUUGAUGAACAAGUACAGUAAACUCUUGAUACAAUAAAUUUCUGAUUGUCAGUGAGCUGAUCAUCCACUUUGCAGAUUAUCCGUGGCGUAUUCCUACCACUGAUUUUUGCUGAUGA
Molecule: messenger RNA, 7472 nt
Organism: Schistocerca cancellata (South American locust)
Lineage: Eukaryota; Metazoa; Arthropoda; Insecta; Orthoptera; Acrididae
Product: E3 ubiquitin-protein ligase SHPRH
Exons: 23
Coding region: 226-5607 (1793 amino acids)
Biological process (GO): DNA damage response; protein polyubiquitination
Cellular component (GO): nucleus
Molecular function (GO): ATP-dependent chromatin remodeler activity; ATP binding; ubiquitin protein ligase activity
Source: RefSeq, a predicted model, not a curated record